Messenger RNA from Camelus dromedarius (Arabian camel), 1574 nucleotides. It is a transcript of the gene PNCK, whose product is annotated as pregnancy up-regulated nonubiquitous CaM kinase. The transcript has 12 exons. Bases 160 to 1191 code for a protein of 343 amino acids. Gene Ontology annotation, cellular component: intracellular anatomical structure. Gene Ontology annotation, biological process: peptidyl-serine phosphorylation. The record is from RefSeq and is a predicted model, not a curated record. Gene Ontology annotation, molecular function: ATP binding; calmodulin binding; calcium/calmodulin-dependent protein kinase activity. NCBI's taxonomy places the organism in Eukaryota, Metazoa, Chordata, Mammalia, Artiodactyla, Camelidae.
GGCGCGCCCCCGGCCGGCACGCGCGCGGCCCACGCAGCUUGGAACGCGGGAGGCCCAGGCUGCUGAGUCCCUCCCGCUGCUAGGCGCCGAGGGCCGGGCUGUGCCUGGGCAGCCGCGUGGGUGGCCAGUGGCAGGCGGCUGUGUGCGGGAGUCGCAGACAUGUUGCUGCUCAAGAAACAGACGGAGGACAUCAGCAGCGUCUAUGAGAUUCGGGAGAAGCUCGGCUCGGGCGCUUUCUCUGAGGUGGUGCUGGCCCAGGAGCGGGGCUCUUCACACCUUGUCGCCCUCAAGUGCAUCCCCAAGAAGGCCCUGCGAGGCAAGGAGGCCCUGGUGGAGAAUGAGAUUGCGGUGCUCCGCAGGGUCAGCCACCCGAACAUCGUGGCCCUGGAAGAUGUCCAUGAGAGCCCGUCCCACCUCUACCUGGCCAUGGAGCUGGUGACGGGGGGUGAGCUGUUUGAUCGCAUCAUGGAGCGGGGCUCCUACACGGAGAAGGACGCCAGCCACCUGGUGGGCCAGGUCCUCGGCGCUGUCUCCUACCUGCACAGCCUGGGCAUUGUGCACCGAGACCUCAAGCCUGAAAACCUUCUAUAUGCCACCCCCUUUGAGGACUCCAAAAUCAUGGUCUCUGACUUUGGCCUCUCCAAAAUCCAGGCUGGCAACAUGCUAGGAACUGCCUGUGGGACUCCAGGAUAUGUGGCCCCGGAGCUCUUGGAGCAGAAACCCUACGGGAAGGCUGUAGAUGUGUGGGCCCUGGGUGUCAUCUCCUACAUCCUGCUGUGUGGGUACCCCCCCUUCUACGACGAGAGCGACCCUGAACUCUUCAGCCAGAUCCUGAGGGCCAGCUACGAGUUUGACUCUCCCUUUUGGGAUGACAUCUCAGAAUCAGCCAAGGACUUCAUCCGGCACCUUCUGGAGCGAGACCCCCAGAAGAGGUUCACGUGCCAGCAGGCCUUACAGCAUCUUUGGAUCUCUGGGGAUGCAGCUUUUGACAAGGACAUCCUGGGCUCAGUCAGUGAGCAGAUCCAGAAGAAUUUUGCCCGGACCCACUGGAAGCGAGCAUUCAAUGCUACCUCCUUCCUGCGCCAUAUCCGCAAGCUGGGGCAGAGCCCGGAGGGUGAGGAGGCCUCAGGGCGGAGGCUGGCCAGCCACAGCCACCCAGGCUUCCAGACCAGCCAGCCCCCCGAGUGGUGACGCCCAGGUUCGUGGGGGUGGCCCUGCACCCCUAGGAGCUGGCUCCUUGGCCAAGGCCGAGGCCAGGUGCACCGACCCCCGGAUCCCUUCCAAUGGACCCUUUCAGUCCCCUCUCCCUCCCCCCAGCCUGGGGCUGGCCUGUGCUGGAGAGUUUGGGUCAUGUGGGUGCAGUAUAUGGCACUGGGGUGGGAGCUGGCGGGGCAUGUCCACAGGGGCUCCCCUCCCCUGUCGCCACCACACUCCUGCUAGAAGCCAAGAGGCCCCCGGGGCUGUCCUUCCUGUGCGCUGUUCUGUGCUUUGCUGACUGUGAGUGGUCCUGCUUGCGCCAUGGCCCUCCAGCCCCUCUCCAGUUCUCCCCAAAUUAAUAAAGACAGACGGAGCAA